ACAUGACAAAGCAGUGCCUUAAUGGAGAUUUAAAUUUAAUUGUUUGAGCAAUGAUCUCAAAUCAUUUUCUAUUGCUUGUCUCAUCAUAACCUGCUCCUACACUGGAGGUAUAUAUUUUGUAAAUAAUGAUUCAUUGGAAGAUAAUGUUGCCAGAAGCAUGGUCAUAAAUGUGUUGGGGAGCAAAAUUGUAAUGGAAACUUGAUAGUCUUGCCUGGCAGUUCGCUAGUUUUAAAAAUGCAGACGCCUGUAAAGGUAGCGAUUGCUGGGAUAGUUUCUUUGGUGUUUAUUGUAUUGGUGGGGUUCAUUUUGUUGGAUCCGAUUUUGAGAUUUGGAAUUAAGGAUCAAACUUGCCUCAAGAAAAGCAACGAAGUGAGGGAUAUAUACUUGAAACUGCCAUUCCCUUUGGAUUUUAAAAUAUAUUUCUUCAACGUUACCAAUCCUGAACAAGUGCAACUUGGAGCAAUGCCCAAUGUUAAGGAAGUUGGACCAUACUGCUAUGAGUAGCGAAUAUAAAAACAAAAUCGAUGUAACAGAUAAUGACGCCGAAGACAGCUUAACGUACAGUCCAUACGAUGUCUUCAGUUUCAACCACAACAAAUCGGGUGACUUAAAAGAUAGCGACUAUGUGACGAUUCUCAAUCCCAUAAUUGUGGGUAUGGUAAACCAUGUGGCUAAAGACUCCCCGGCUCUAUUGUCCAUCGUCAAUCAAGCCAUAACAGCGAUCUUCCAGCCAUCGUCCAUCUACAUUAGCGUCCGUGUGCGUGAGAUCCUCUUCGAAGGCAUCGAAAUCAAUUGUAACGUCACAGACUUUGCAGCUAAAGCCGUUUGUGCGCAGAUGAAGUCACUGUCGGCCAUCAAGGCACAUGAUACUAAGAAGAAUACUUUUCUGUUUUCAGUAUUUGGAACGAAAAAUGCGACAGUUGGUGGUAGGAUCAAGGUAGGCAGAGGCAUUUCGAACUAUAAAGACACUGGUAGGGUUCUAGAAAUCGACGGGAAGAAGGAAAUAAAUAUUUGGUCAACAGAACUGUGCAAUCGUUUCAGAGGUACAGAUGGAUGGAUCAUCCCUCCUUUGUUAGAAGAGGGAGAGAGCGUACGCGUUUUUGGUACAGAUUUGUGUAGAAAUGUUGAAGCUCUCCCAGUAGGUACAGAUUACAUGAAGGGCGUCCACGUUAGAGUAUACGAAGCUACAAUGGGAGACAUGGAACACAACGAAGAAGAUAAAUGCUACUGUGCAACUCCUACUACUUGCAUGAAAAAGGGACUCUUUGAUCUAUCUAAAUGCAUGGGAGUUCCUAUCAUCGUCACAUUGCCACAUUUCCUAGAAACGGACCCUUAUUACUUGGAGCGGAUCAGCGGCCUGGAACCUAUACAUGAUGAACAUAUCCUCAAGAUCAUUUUGGAACCAAUGACCUCUACACCACUUAUUGCCAAGAAAAGAGCCCAGUUGAAUUUAAUGGUAGCAGCGGUGCCAAGGAUAACUAUUAUGCAAAAUAUAACUGAAGCAUUGCAUCCAAUCUUUUGGAUGGAAGAGGGCAUUGUGCUAGAGGGCCCUUUACUGAAAAAGGUCCAAUCGAUCUUCAUCGCGUUGAAGGUACUGAAGGUUUUGAACUGUGUAGGGCUACUGGCAUCACUUGUAGCAAUAGCAUAUGGAGCGUACGGCUAUUACAAGAACAGAAAGAGUAUCAGAGUCACUCCAAGUCAUGAACCAAGCAACGGAGGUAAUGAGGAAGUAACGAGAAGCACAAAUGUCCUUAUCGCCACUUUAAAUGGCAUGGAACAGAAGGGGCAUGACAAUCCAGCUCUUAGUGGCCAUGAGUUCAGCAGAUAUAACAUUUAAAAGAAAUAAAAUGAUAGGUUCUUGUAAUGCUAUUCAAAGAGAUAGUUCAAAUAAUUACGAGCACUCUAUAAAUAAAGCACAAUAUUAUUCCGAAAUGUAAAAUAGAACAUUUGAGAAGUUUGUCUGGUAAGUGGCGAACAAUGGCAUUGGGUGGCAUUUUGACAUGUGUACCACAUCACAACUACAUGAGUAUGUUUUUCUUUGAAAGAAUAUAGUUUUUUAAUACAAUCCAGUCGGCUGUGAUUUUUUUAGGGAUAACGGUAAUUAAAGGGUCCUUAGAUACAUUACCGCAGACUAGUUUCUGAUUCAUUCAGAAUGUGAGAUGUAGCUUAACAGAAUUCAAGCAAAAUUUGUCGGCCAGGCACCCUUAUACUGCACACAUAGUUCGCUAUUAUACAAAUUCUUUUGGGCUACCUUUGGAAUACUAGCUGCAGUAUUAAAAAUGAGAAAACGAUGAUAACCGAGCAAGAGAUUGUGUUUUGAAGAGCAUAAGUAUGCAUAUCCAUUUAAUUAGUGGUUUUGAGUCCUCCCAGCCUUGUUCAAAGCUACCAAGCUCUGGUAACUUUAGUACGUGAGUUUGUGAGCGUUACAAUAGAAUUUUGAAAAUGCUACAAACUGGAUGGCUUUUUGUAUGAGUGUGGGUGUGUCUUGACUCCCAAGCCGUGAUAUUUUUUGACAGGUAGUUGUGUGUAUAUUAGAUCGGUGAUUAUUCAAGGAUUCCCUACGAAUUGACUUCAAAUGAGGUUGAAAUAUCAAUUAGUUUUCUAGUAGUAGAAGUAGUUCUGUAAGAAAUGUAUCUCAUUUUAUGAACGUGUGUACAAAAUAAUUAUUGUGAUCAAUGUUUUAAAAUAGAUGGGGCGACAGAAUACCUCUUGUUGUUUGAUUCUCCAAAUUUUCACGAAAAGAAAAAUGGAAAACAAGGUCAAAGAUAUCGAUAAUAGGCAUUGACGAUACUUCACUUACCAUCAAUGGUGUUUGGAAUUUUCGUGUACUUAAAAUUUUAAAUAUUUUUCUAAUUAGUUUGCGAGAAGUAGUGAGUCGAUCUAACUGAAUAUAUUGCGUUCUUGUUCCUUGUAUUCAUUAGAAAUUUGCUAUCGCCUUAAAGAACAGCGUAAGGUAGAUUGACUCUAUACAUCGCAUGCAAUUCUUUACAAAUAGACUUCGACGUACGUGUAUUGGUAUCUUUGCUACCUACUACUUGCUAUGUUAACCCAUGUACCUUGUCGUAAGGCUAUAGUUUAGUGAAUGAGUAUCAGUGAAAAAGACUAAUAUUGAUUUAGACAAAUUAAAAUUACGAACUUUAUAUACCAGUGCUAGCAAAAUGUGGCUCCACUUUCUACUCAAAUGGUGAAAUAGCAGAUAGUGUGAACCAAGC
This is a messenger RNA of Acanthoscelides obtectus, 3212 nucleotides long. Lineage: Eukaryota; Metazoa; Arthropoda; Insecta; Coleoptera; Chrysomelidae. The record is from the annotation of a GenBank genome assembly.